This is a messenger RNA of Anopheles cruzii, 785 nucleotides long. RefSeq names its product farnesol dehydrogenase-like. The coding region runs from base 13 to 753 and encodes 246 amino acids. The transcript is spliced from 2 exons. Gene Ontology annotation, molecular function: oxidoreductase activity. The record is from RefSeq and is a predicted model, not a curated record. NCBI's taxonomy places the organism in Eukaryota, Metazoa, Arthropoda, Insecta, Diptera, Culicidae.
AGCAGCUUCAGAAUGGAUCGCUGGGUUGGAAAAGUAGCCGUGGUGACUGGUGCAAGCUCGGGAAUCGGUGCAGCUACGGUGAAAGCGUUCGCUAAUGCGGGCAUGAUCACCGUCGGUUUGGCUCGGCGUGUCGAACGAAUCGAUGAGUUAAAGGCUGAACUUUCGGCUGAAGCCGCCGGCCGGUUGCACAGUGUGCGGUGUGACGUCACCAAGGAGAAAGACAUUCUGGCGGCGUUCCUGCACGUCGAGCAACACUUUGGCGGUGUGGACGUACUGGUCAACAAUGCGGGCGUUGCUCGCACUGCCGUUGGAGUGCUCGAUGCAAAUAAUACGCAAGCAUUGCGCGAUGUGGUCGACACAAAUCUGAUGGGGUUGAUGCUCUGCAGUCGCGAGGCGUUCCAAUCGAUGAAGAAACGAUCGGUUGAUGGACACAUCGUGCACAUCAACAGCAUCCUCGGACAUAAGCUGCUGCCGAUGGGAGGACUCAACGCUUAUCCGGCCUCCAAAUUUGGUGUGACGGCCCUGACCGAAACGAUGCGCAACGAGCUGCGGUUGGCGGGAACCAAAAUCAAAGUCACGAGCGUCAGCCCGGGACUGGUGCGUACGGAGAUCAUUCCCAACAGUAUGGACAUCAAGAGCACGGCCAUCCUCGAACCGGAAGACAUUGCAAGCGCUGUCCUAUAUGCCGUCGGCACACCACCAAGAGUGCAGAUUCACGAGAUUAUGGUCAAACCGGUUGGUGAAAUGAUGUAGAUAAAUGACCAUCAUCGUGCUCAACAAUGAAC